UCUUUUGUUAAGAUAGUGACGAGAAGAUGAACAUGAUGUUACACUCUUGUACACAAGGGGGCGGUAUUUAUUCUAGAGUCAUUAUUUUAUCCUGAGGGAAACCAAUCAGAGGUGGAACUUCCGCCCGUAUUCGGCAUAAACAGGAAGUGUCGUUACACUCCGCAACCGCCAGUAACUCGUGAAAACUCGUCCAUGAAGCGUCUGCGGUGACAGUUUUCCAUCUUGUUUUUAAUCCAUUUUUCAACAAACAAUGGUUUUUUUACCAUGGUGACGUGAACGUGCCGCAAGGGGAUUUUGUCGCGAUCGCGUGUACGUUUGUUUGUGCACGUGACGUCACGCGGCGUCUUCCGGGACCUGCUCGGCAGCCAUUACUGUUGGCGGUUUGUUUUGUUUUUCGUCCUCAGGUGGUUCUGUUGUUGUUGUUGUUGUUGUUGUUGUUGUUGUUUUGGCUAAACUUUCGUCAUGGGCGGGAGAUACUGCUGCGUACAGAGCUGCCGCCGCUGGUCACAUGAUCACCGUGGGUGGAAAAUCCCACACGAACUCACAUUCCACUGUUUCCCCGCCUGGAGGAUGAACGAGGGCGCGGGGAUCUCAGAGCUGACGCGGCGGAGGAGGGCGGCGUGGGUGGCCGCCGUCCGCCACAGCAACAUCACCUUUGACCACAUCCCGUCCUCCAUGAGAGUGUGUUCCAGACACUUCCUGUCCGGUCAGUGAACGCACCACAGGCUUCAGCAGGUAAACCUGCGUACGAAAUGCUGGAGUCUGAUCCAGACUGGGUUCCGUCGCUGCACCUGGGUCAUGGCGUCAGACGCAGCAAGGCAGCAGAGGUCAAGGGUUUCCCACCGUCACCGGCGGCGACAGACCGGAACACAAGAUGGCCGACGGACACCAGACCCUCACAUGUGCCGAGUCACAAGGAAGUGGACGUGGGAGAAGCCCUAGGCUCAGGAUUGGGUCUCUGCUUUUUGCAGAUGAUGUGGUUUCGUUUGCUUCGUCGGGCCGUGAUCUUCAGCUCCAGGAGCCAGACGUGGUGACUUGUGUACCUGGCACACAAACCAGAAGUGGUGCUGAGCGUGAGGCUGGACGUGAGGCUGGACGUCAGGCUGGACGUGAGGCUGGACGUCAGGCUGGACGUCAGGCGGGACGUGAGGCCGGACGUGAGGCUGGACGUCAGGCUGGACGUGAGGCUGGACGUGAGGCUGGACGUCAGGCUGGACGUGAGCCUGGACGUCAGGCUGGACGUCAGGCUUGUCAGGUCCUCCCUCCCUGGAGAGAAGCCAGAGCUCUGCUGUCAGCCCUGCCGGGUAAAACCACCGUCAGUGACCAGGAUCGACGUCCGACUGAGGCGAGGAGGCGCAUCGACUUCAUGGACUUCUUCAGGGACACUUUGGAGGCUUCUCUGGAGGCCAGCAGCAGGUCCACAGCCCCGUCACAGAGACAGAGACAGAGACGGACGUGUGGCUGUUCCUCGCCCUCCUCGCCCCCGCGUGUGAACUAUGUCAAAAUGCAGAAGAGGAUCGAGGAGCUGGAGGAGCAGCUGUUGUAUCUGACAGGACGAGAGCAGGACGCACUGACCUCACCCGUCCCCAACGUGGCUGCUGUCAAACCAAACCAGGACCUGCGGCUGCCCGGCCCCGCCCCCAAAGAAGAAGAGGAGGAGGAAUCUGAGUGGAUGAAGCCGCUGUCUCCUUCUCAGGACGACCUCCACGACAACGAUGAAGACGCAGACCUGGCGAAGGAUGCCUCCUCGUCGAAGCCGGUGCAGUUUCACGCGCCCCCGUCCGAGCCCAGACGUCCGAAUCGUCGCUUCAUCAAGUCCUGGCUCUGCAUGUUCCCGUUCCUCCGUUACUCGCCGACCCGCGACCUGAUGUGGUGCCACGUGUGUCGCCUCUACGCCGACAAACAGUUCCAGAAACUGGGUCUGAUCAAAGGCUCCCGGGUGUUUAAGAUGCAAAAUAUCAGGAAACACAGCGAGAGCAGGUACCACAACGACUCUCUGCACAUUUACGAGCUGCACACGCAAGCCGGCGCCGCUACGUCUGUCGUGGGUUUUUAGCCUGGAGAUCCAGCAGCGUGGAGAGGGGGCAGGACUGCAAGUGGGUGUGGCUACACACAAGGGGCGUGGCUUUACAUUGUCCAAAUCGCACAGAAACCACACGCGAGGUCAACAAAAUAAAAUAAUAAAAGCAGAUGGAUAUCUCGUCUGGCUGGUCGAUGUAACUUCUGAAUAACAUCUGGAUAUUUUUAGUCUUUAUCCUGAUAUGUGAGAUAUAUGUGAAUAUAAAGCUGCACACGCUCUGUCUCUGGACUCAUGAAGAGAUUUCUACACUAAAAAAUAAAAUAUAAUCAAGAACCUAUAAAGGUUUUGAAAUUCACCUGAAUUAGACAUUGAUCAUUGCUGGAUUUUGCUAUGUGACAUAUCUUAUUAGGACCCUUUCAAUCAUAUUCCGUGUGUUAUGUUAUUUUCCUCAGCCAAAUAAACUGGUUAUUACUGUA
This is a messenger RNA of Solea solea (common sole), 2496 nucleotides long. RefSeq lists its product as uncharacterized. The coding region runs from base 875 to 2056 and encodes 393 amino acids. The record is from RefSeq and is a predicted model, not a curated record. NCBI's taxonomy places the organism in Eukaryota, Metazoa, Chordata, Actinopteri, Pleuronectiformes, Soleidae. The transcript has 6 exons.